This is a messenger RNA of Prinia subflava (tawny-flanked prinia), 1834 nucleotides long. It is a transcript of the gene CALB1, whose product is annotated as calbindin 1. Gene Ontology annotation, molecular function: calcium ion binding. Bases 118 to 906 code for a protein of 262 amino acids. NCBI's taxonomy places the organism in Eukaryota, Metazoa, Chordata, Aves, Passeriformes, Cisticolidae. Gene Ontology annotation, cellular component: nucleus; terminal bouton; cytosol. Gene Ontology annotation, biological process: regulation of presynaptic cytosolic calcium ion concentration; regulation of long-term synaptic potentiation. The transcript is spliced from 11 exons. The record is from RefSeq and is a predicted model, not a curated record.
CCUCGGCGGGGCGGCGGCGGGAGGAGCCGUCGGAGCCGCCGCUGUCGUUCCGCGCCGGCCGCGGUCAGAGCAGUCAGGACCGCGGACAGCGCCCCCCCGCGCCGCCCCGCGCCCACCAUGACGGCGGAGACCCACCUGCAGGGCGUGGAGAUCUCGGCCGCCCAGUUCUUCGAGAUCUGGCACCACUACGACUCCGACGGCAAUGGGUUCAUGGACGGGAAGGAGCUACAAAACUUCAUCCAGGAGCUGCAGCAGGCACGGAAGAAGGCGGGCUUGGAUUUAACACCUGAAAUGAAAGCUUUUGUGGACCAGUACGGGAAGUCUACUGAUGGCAAAAUAGGUAUAGUUGAGCUUGCUCAGGUAUUGCCAACGGAAGAGAAUUUCAUGUUGUUCUUCAGAUGCCAGCAGCUAAAGUCAAGUGAAGACUUCAUGCAGACAUGGAGGAAAUAUGACAGCGACCACAGUGGCUUCAUUGAUUCUGAGGAGCUUAAGAGCUUCUUGAAAGAUUUAUUACAGAAAGCAAAUAAGCAGAUUGAAGACUCAAAGCUAACGGAAUACACAGAAAUAAUGCUCAGGAUGUUUGAUGCAAACAAUGAUGGAAAGCUGGAGCUUACUGAACUGGCCAGACUACUGCCUGUACAGGAAAAUUUUCUUAUUAAAUUUCAGGGUGUCAAAAUGUGUGCAAAAGAAUUCAAUAAUGCCUUUGAGAUGUAUGAUCAAGAUGGCAACGGCUAUAUAGAUGAAAAUGAACUUGAUGCCCUACUGAAGGAUCUCUGUGAAAAGAACAAAAAGGAAUUAGACAUUACCAACCUUGCAACAUACAAGAAAAGCAUCAUGGCCUUGUCUGAUGGAGGAAAGCUUUACCGAGCAGAACUGGCUCUUAUUCUCUGUGCUGAGGAAAACUAGAGCUCUUCUAUCAUGUCCACUUAACUAGUGAUGUACUCUACACAAUAACAGUGCACUAUAAGGGAGUAGGCUGUAUUUUUAAACUGCAUAUAGAAAAUUAGCCAGGAUGUGUGGCACAUUCCUUUCAGUUUGUUUCUAUACUGUUUGUAAUGUACAGUUUUUGUAACAAUAAGAUUGAUAAAGAGAAUGUCAGUGUUUGGGCCAGUCUGUAUAUUCAAAAAGAAACUAAAUAUGUCAGAGUUGGUUUUGGUUGGGUUUUUCGGUUUCAUAAACACAGCCGGAGAAAAAUUAAACCUGCUGACAUUGCUGUGGUCAUCAUAUCCUUUGACACUUGCAACAUUUCUUGUUAAACUACAUAACAAAAAGAUCUACACAUAUCUUUCCCAUAACAAAUAAAUAUGAAGGUUUUAAAUAUAAAACAUGAAUUCAGAUUAAAUAUGAUCUAGGUAUGAAAUAGGAGAGACAUUGGCAUGUCUGUUUCCAAAGAUUUAAUAAGGCACUAAGAAAUAUUUUCAGUUGUCAAAGCACCCACUUACAGGUCUGUACUCUGCAGUCUUACAAUUACUCUUCUCAUUACAAAUUCAUAGCAUAUAGACAAAGCAUUUAUCUGGGAUAGAUCUCCAUGCAGUAGUUGAUAAAAAUAUAGUGUUCUCAAUCUAGCUGUUUUACUGAAUUUAAACAUAGGCACUUCAGAAAUAAAUGCCUUUAAUCUGUCUUGAAAUCCUGGCUAAAUGGCAGGUAGUAUAGUUAAUACACAGAUUAACAUAUGGUAUUAUAAGUGUACCUUUCAUGACUAUUGCUGUGUCAGAGAAUAUGACAAUCCAUUUUCUAAACUAUUUUCACAUUUUGCAGGUUAUAAUUAUUCUAGUAAAUUGCUGUUUUUACAUCAUAUUCUGUGUAAUCUAUAAUUAAAUUUAAUAUCCUAAGA